This is a messenger RNA of Wickerhamiella sorbophila, 2736 nucleotides long. Its product is annotated as Coatomer subunit beta. The transcript has a single exon. Bases 1 to 2736 code for a protein of 911 amino acids. The record is from RefSeq and is a predicted model, not a curated record. Gene Ontology annotation, biological process: intra-Golgi vesicle-mediated transport; intracellular protein transport; endoplasmic reticulum to Golgi vesicle-mediated transport. Gene Ontology annotation, cellular component: COPI vesicle coat; cytoplasm. Gene Ontology annotation, molecular function: structural molecule activity. NCBI's taxonomy places the organism in Eukaryota, Fungi, Ascomycota, Dipodascomycetes, Dipodascales, Trichomonascaceae.
AUGGACUAUACGAUUGUCCCUGAAGUUGGCAGAGGUACGCAGCUGUCGGCCGAAGAGCUGAAAAAACAGCUCGAGAAGGGCAGUGAUGAGGAUAAGAUUGCUGCGAUGCGGAGUAUUCUCACCCAGAUGCUCAACGGCGAUCCAUUGCCCAGCCUGCUGAUGCACAUCAUUCGGUUCGUGAUGCCGUCGCGCAGCAAAAAGCUCAAGAAGAUGCUGUUUUUCUACUGGGAAGUUGUUCCCAAAUUGGGUCCUGAUGGAAAACUCAAGCAUGAGAUGAUUCUCGUCUGUAACGCUAUUCGUAACGACCUCCAGCACCCCAACGAGUACAUCCGCGGUGCUACGCUUCGUUUCCUGACAAAAAUCCAUGAAGUCGACUUGCUGGAGCCGCUGAUUCCUACAGUCCGCCAGUGCUUGGAAAAUCGGCACGCGUAUGUCCGCAAAAAUGCUGUUUUUGCCGUUCUUUCUAUUGCCAAGCACACUGAGCUCAUCCCGGACGCUGAUGAGUUGUUGAUUCAGCUUCUCGAGAGCGAAAGUGAUGGCACUUGUCGCAGAAACGCGUUCUUGGCACUCAGUCGUUUGAAUCGCGAUGCCGCGUACGCGUAUUUCAGCAAGCAUUUCACGGAACUUGCCCAGCUCGACGACAGCGUUCAGCUGGCAUUUAUCGAGUUUAUCCGCACAGAUGCGGUGUCCCAUCCUGACCACGUUCCCUCUUACACUCGUAUUCUUGGUGAGCUUUUGCAGAGCGGCUCCGCCACGGUUCAGUACGAUGCUGCCUCCGCCUUGGCGGCCCUGAAUCCUACUCCUAUCGUGUUGACUGAAGCUGCUGCCAAGUAUGUUUCCAUCGCUGUGCAUGAGAGUAACAACAACAUCAAAAUUGUUGCUUUGAAGCGUGUUGAAGCGUUGAAUAGCGCAGUGCCGGGCUUGUUCUCUGGCGUCAUUAUGGACGUUCUUCUUGUUCUCUCCACACCGGAUGUGGAUGUUAGAAAGCAGGCUCUGUCGCUUGCUCUUGACCUCGUAACCUCUCGGACCGUUGAAGACGUCAUCCGUCUUCUUAAAAAGGAGCUGGCCGCUACUAUGCAGACCAACUACGACCAGAAUGCAGAGUACCGCCAGGCCAUCAUUGCUGCUAUCCACAAAUGUGCCGUGCAAUUUAGAGAAGUCACGAACUCUGUGGUUGAUUUGCUUUUGGAGUUCUUGGGCGAUUUCAAUACGGAGUCUGCUGUCGAAGUUGUCAAGUUCAUCAAAGAGGUUGUUGCCGUCUUCCCCAAACUUCGCAAGGAGAUCAUGGCCAAACUGGUGGUGAUCAUCAACUCCAUCCAGUCGUCCUCAGUGUUUUUGGGUGUCUUGUGGGUUCUUGGUGAGUACUCUCUUGAUCAAGAAGAUAUUGAAAAGACAUGGAUUGCGCUUCGUGGUGCUAUUGGUCCUUUGCCCAUUCGCACCGACGCUGAUCCUGAGAAUGAGGAAGCAGCCACCGAAUCAACCAAGCCCAGGGUUUUGGCUGAUGGCACUUAUGCUACAGAGUCUGCCUAUGAUGCACCAUCCCAUGAAGCUUCUGCCAAGUACCCUUUGCGUCAUUUAAUUCUCAAAGGAAAGUAUUUCAUGGCCGGUGCUCUUGCUGCUGCUUUCACCAAGCUUGUGCUGCGGGCAGAAAAGGUUUCCGCUCACAAGAGCCAUGUCAAUGGUAUGCGUGCUGAGGCCGUGUUGGCAAUGACGUCCAUUCUCCGAGUAAGCGAGUCUUCUAUUGACCAGGAUUCUUAUGAUCGUAUUUACAGCUGUAUUCAGGUUCUGUUGGACGGCGGCGUUGUUGCCGACACCUUUUUGGAGGAGUCACACAAAGCUUUCGACUAUAUCACUGCCCAGCAGCGGGAGAAGAAGGCUGAGGCGGAGCGCAGCAAACAAGAAGCUUCUGCAACUGCUGUCGAUCGGCCUGUUGAGCUUCGUUUGCUGGGUCCAACCGCAGCUGCUCCACCCACUGUAGCCGCAGCGUCAACUGACUCCAAGCCCGAGGACAAGAUUGCCUCGCAGCUGAAGCAGGUGUACCAGCUGACUGGUUUCUCCGAUCCGGUCUACGCAGAAGCACAUGUUCGUGUUGAGCAAUUUGAUAUCAUUCUGGACGUCAUGAUCUUCAACCAGACUACUGACACUCUUCAGAAUUUGGCGGUCGAGUUCUUCUCUUCCAUUGAGGACGACGUUGUUGACCGGCCCGAGGAACAAAAUGUCGCGCCCAUGUCGUUCUAUACGAGCCGCACUACAGUUCAUGUUUCUGCCAUGGAAUCGCGCUGCCUGUUUGGUAACAUUGUUUACCACGGCAAGACUGCUGCCGAGGCCACCUAUAUCAUUUUGCACGACCUGCGUGUGAAUGUUCUGGACUAUGUCAAGCCUGCCACUGCCAGCGAGACCGAGUUCCGCUCUAUGUGGACUGUGUUUGAGUGGGAGAACAAGGUAUCUAUUUCUUACGAGCAUUCUUCUCUACAGGGCUACCUCAAGGAGAUCAUCGCGGCCACGCACAUGCGCUGCCUCACGCCGGCUGCUCUGGACUCUGACGACUCUGACGACUGUCAGUUCCUGGCCGCUAACCUCUAUGCUCGCUCUGUAUUCGGCGAAGACGCUUUGGCUAAUUUGAGCAUUGAGAAGCGCGGGAAAUUGGUGGUUGGCACGUUGAGAAUUCGGGCCAAGACCAAGAACGCUGCUAUUUCUAUCGGCGAUUUUGUCUCUGAUCUUCGCGGCAACGCAUAA